GGAUCCUGCUCUGCCCCCCUGUUUUUUGGGUUGAUCCGCUCCCCUCCCUCGCUCGCUCCUCCUGCGGGAGCGCUGACCCGAGCGAAGGUCGAAAGCGAGGCUGCGCUGCGAUCGGCUCGCGGGUGCCGGCGGGUCGGAGGUUCGUGCCCCGGGGAGGGAAGAAAGAAUCAGUCAGCCGGUGACCCCCGCCACCUCCCUCCCCGUGCCCACCUUUUGCCCGCCAGCCUUCCCCCGGCAAUCUCUCUCUCCACCCUCCCACCUCACCCCCUUCUCCCUUCCCUCCUUCCCUGUUUUUCAUUCUCACCCUCCCUCCUUCCCCUCCGGAUGAAUCGGCUCCAGUGAAGACCCCGAAAAAGGACAACCCCGGAUUCCCGACUCAACUACACACACAACAAAAAAAAACACGCAGAGGACGCUGCUGUUGUCUCUUUUUUUCCUGGGGUGGCCCAAUUUUUGAUUUAACGUAGCUGGUGGUGUCCAGAUUGGAAGGCUGGAAGUCCACAGGUACCAAACGGCCCACAAUGCGCUGCUUAGCGUUUGCCGAAGGAAGAGUGUAAAUGGAUUUUGUCGAACGAGAGAGGAUGGCCCAUGGAAUUCCUUCGCAAGGGAAAAUUACCAUCACAGUGGACGAGUACAGCUCGAACCCGACUCAAGCCUUCACGCAUUACAACAUUAACCAGAGUCGCUUCCAACCGCCCCACGUGCAUAUGGUUGACCCCGUUCCGUAUGACACUCCGAAACCAGCAGGCCACACACGGUUCGUCUGUGUCUCAGACACUCACUCGCGAACAGACGGCAUUCAGAUGCCGUAUGGGGAUAUUCUGCUCCACACCGGCGAUUUCACAGAGCUGGGACUCCCCACGGAGGUUAAGAAGUUCAACGAUUGGUUAGGAACCCUUCCCUAUGAAUAUAAAAUAGUCAUCGCUGGAAACCAUGAACUGACGUUUGAUAAGGACUUCGUUGCCGAGCUAGUGAAGCAGGAUUAUUACCGCUUCCCGUCUGUCUCGAAGUUGAAGCCUGAGGACUUUGACAAUGUCCAGUCGCUUCUGACCAAUUGUAUUUACGUGCAAGACUCGGAAGUGACCGUAAAAGGGUUUCAGAUCUACGGCACACCGUGGACCCCCUGGUUUAAUGGCUGGGGCUUCAAUCUGCCUCGAGGUCAGUCCCUCCUCGACAAGUGGAAUCUAAUUCCAGAGGGUAUCGACGUUCUUAUGACUCAUGGUCCACCACUGGGUUUCCGAGACUGGGUUCCCAAGGAACUGCAGAGAGUAGGCUGUGUCGAGCUCCUAAACACAGUACAGAGGCGAGUGCGGCCGAAGCUACACGUCUUCGGGGGAAUCCACGAGGGUUAUGGGAUUAUGACAGACGGAUACACCACUUACAUAAAUGCCUCCACUUGUACAGUUAGUUUCCAGCCAAUAAACCCACCCAUUAUCUUCGACCUUCCAAACCCACAAGGAUCCUGAGUACUGGCCUUCUCGACAAAGUGGAGAGCCAUGAACUGCCAUUUUUUUUUCUUUCAUGGAAAGUGUGACUUUAAGAAAUAAUAAUAAUUCUGUUAAAUGUUUUGCCUUGUACAACCUGGUUUCUUUUUUGUAAAAAUGCUGGUACAAAUCGUAGAGAUUGUGCUGUUAAUACAGAUUGGUUCUCUUAAGGCUAUGUGAAUUUGUAAGGGCUGAACUAUGAUAUUCUGUUCGCAUCUGCUGGCUAAACUGUUUGAUAAUUGCAGUCAUUUGAAUGUCAGUUUCUGAUUUCAAUUGAAUUCCAAUAUCUGGGUGUUGGGAAUGAAGGUUCUAAAGAACCCACUUUGGACAACGAGACCCUGGGGUGAUGAGUGACUGUAAGUGUGGAUUUCUUCAGAAAUUCCUCUCUCCACUUUCCUAACCUUUUAACUGGAGUUUUUGCCCGGUUUUCAGCAAGUGGCUUAAGAAAAGUGGAGGAAGCAAUUUUAGAUGGACCAAUUGUCGCUAAGCGUCCCUGUGUUAGAAUCAUCCCCCAAUUCAUGCCAGCAGUUUCUCUCGGUCCUUCUGUUUAACUAGUCCCCUGUACUUCAAUUCUGUCAGAAAAGAAAAGGCCAAUAAGCUAAAGGCUUUAAUGAGUGCAAAUAUGUUCAUUUAUUGUAUGAGUUUAGCAAACAACUUAGUUCCUUCAGUUUUUAACUGUCUUUACCACUCCAGUUUAGUUUAUUUUUGUUUUGGUUAGAAUUUUUUUAUUAUUCUCAAGUAGCACUUAACAGCUGAGUAACUGAGAAACCAAUUGAAAUGAGCAAGUCUGACCAGCCUCAUGAGGAUGCGGGAUGUGUUUUCAUGGCUUCAUAAUGGAUUCAUCCCUCAGUCAAAUCAUGGUGAAAUUUCCACCAGUAUUCUGUGCCUAAGUGGGGUGGGGAUCCACAAAGUCCAAGGUCAUGGUCAAAAGUUCAAUUUAAUAUCAGAGAAUGUAUUCAGUAUACAACCUGAAAAUAUUACUCUUCACAGACAUCCACGACACAGGAGAAAACCCCCAAGCAAAGAAUGUCAGAAACAUCAGGACACAAAAGCUCCGCUCCCCCCCUUCCACACACGAACAGCAGCAAAAGCACCGACCCCCCCCCCCCCCAACCAUUCAAGCUCUAGCAAAGCCCUCAAAGAGACUUAAUUUAGAGUUCAUCAAAACUACAGACCAUAUCCCAGCACAGUAGUAUCUCAGACAGGCUCUCGCUCACUAGCAAGGGAGAGAGAUCACUCCUGUAACAACAACGAGAGCUUGAGACCAGCUGUUUGCUAUUUUGACGUUACAAUCUUCCACAUUGUUUCUCCGAGUCUCCCAACUUGAGAACCGACAGGCUCUUUCACCAUCAAAAACGAGAGAGGGAGGAUCACGAGUGCAGGGACCUUCCUCCAACAGCACACCUGUACCAGAGAUCGGAUAAAGGAUGGGUAACGGAUCAGAGCAAAACUAUUCAGGCCAAUGUGCAACGUCAAUUUUGUCACACCUCUAGAGAUCAAAUAUGACCAAAGGCCCUUCAGAACUUACCAAGUCCCAACUCCGUUCAUGUUCAGCUAAAGGUUAUGCUGUCUCCUAGGAGGAUCACACAAUAAGUUGAUUGACAGGCGGAAUUUACAAUGGGAUCCCAAGCCGACCCUUAGAGAGAUCAGUUGUGUAACUUCACAGGAAAAGAUAUUCUGUGCAGUCAGCAUAAGGUGAGGGAUCAGCCUCACAGUGCAUUGCUCCUUUAAGAAAAUUAAUUCACUUCCUCUUUAAGCUAUUUCUCUCUCCCCAUACCUUUGUGAUUUCAGUCCCAAACCCACGGGGGCACCCCUUUACAUGUCCCAGCCUCAAACUAAUGUCAAGCACUUUCCCCAUUGACAUUUUAUAGAACCCCAUCUCUCAUCUUCACAAGCGUCUGCCAAAUGAAAGUUAGCCUCAGAAAAUCUGGUGUGCGCAUUGCAUGCGAAAACUUCAUUUGUUAAAUAGAACUAUUACCCCACUCGCUUUUGGAGAUUGCAUCUGUGCCCGGAGGUUUGGAAAUGGAAUAUACCGAGAGUGAGGACUGUUCUUCUUCAAUGCUGUAUGUAACUGCAUUCAUUGUAUUCAGCCAUAGCAGCUGCUCCACUCCACACUGUGCCCCAUGUCAGCACCUGAGUUAUAGGGAAAGGUUGAAUUCCCUAGAGCGUAGAAGAAUAAAGGGAGAUUUGACAGAGGUAUACAUCAUUAUGAGGGGUAUAGAUAGGGUAAAUAAAAGCAGGCUUUUUCCACUGCGGUUGGGUGACUAGAGUGAGAGGUUAUGGACUAAGGCUGAAAGGUGAAAUGCUUGAGGGGAACAUGAUGGGAACUGCUUCACUCAGAGGGUGCUGAGAGUGGCCAGUGGAAAUAGUGGAUUUGGGUUUGAGUGUAACAUUUAAGAGAAAUUUGGAUAGAUACAUGGAUGGGGAGCUAUGGAUACAUGGAUGGGGUACUGGUUGAUGGGACUAAGCAGAUUAAUAUCUUGGCGAAGACGACAUGGUCCAAAAGGCCUGUUUCUGUGGUGAAGUGCUCUGAGUCUAUAAUCCACCAAAGGUUUCCUCUCCACCAUGGGCAGUGCAUUGAAGAGCUUUUGCUGUAAUUCUGUGAUUCCUUGUAUUUAGAGUCAUAAAACACUUCAGCACAGAACAGGCCCUUCAGCCCAUCUAGUCUGUGCUGGACUAUUCUACCUAGACCCAUGGAUCUACAUCCGGACCAUGACCCUCAAUCUCAUUGUUUGUCCAAUAACAAUUACUUUCAAGGCACACUCACGUUGAAGUAAACUUGUUGUUUACAUCCAUAGCUAUGCGAGAUAACUGGUGACAGGUGAGAGGGAAGGAGAAUGGUGAGGGGGGGGAUAGGUGAAGGAGGUAAAGGUCUGAAGAAGGAAUCUGAUAUGAGAGGACAGUAAACCAUGGGAGAAAGAGUAGGAAUUAGGGAUCAGGGAAAGGUGAUGGGCAGAUGUGAGGGCAGGAUAGUGUACCCCUCACCCGUUCUCACAUUAUCUGCCAUCUUGUACUUCCCCCCAACCCCCCACCUUCUUAUUCUGGCUUCACCCCCUUCCUUUCCAGUCUUGAAACGUUAACUGGUUUGUUCAUUUCCAUAGAGGCUUCCUGGCCUCUGAGGUUCAUCUCUCAUUUUGCGAGUGUUGCUCAAGGUUUCCAGCAUCUGCAAAAUCUCUUGUGUUUAACAUUAGAAGCAAACGUUGGAGGGGAAUUUACUGGAGAGAGCCAACGUUCUGGGAAAUGUUCAGAUUCAGAUUCUCGUGUACAUCAUAACGUGCAGUGAAAAGUACCAUUUGCUUUAACAACCAACAUAACCCACCAUUGUGUUGGGGCAGCCCGCAGGUGUCACCACACAUUACAGUACCAGCGUACAAUACCUACAAUGCUCAGCACAAUGAGACAAACAACAACAGCAGCAAAACAACCCACCCCACUCAGACACACAGAAAAUUCUCCACCGUCUAGAAUAUUGAGGGGAAUUGAUCUUUUAAACUCACUAGACUAUUUUGAUUUCCAGCUUUGUAAUUAAGAUCCAGUUAAAGGAUUAUCCAAAGAGUAACUGCCUAUCUUUGAAUCUUCUCAUUCUCCAGUUUGACUCUCUUCAUUCACAGGAUACGGGCAGCAUUGGCACGGGCACCAUUUUCCCCACCACUGGUUGUCUCCCGUACAUGGUAACUUGCUGGUCUAUUUCACAGCCAAUUACUCUGAUGAGACUUAAGUCACAAGCAGGCAAGAUUUCAUCAUAUCUCCUUUACUGAAAGGCAUUAGAUGGUAAUUUUGACAAUCCAGUAGUUUUAAAUUAACUUUUUACUCUGGAUUUAUUUAAAUAAAAUUAACCUAAAUUCUGCAGUUAUCAUAGUUAGAUUUGAACUGUUGUCUGUGGAUUAACAGUCCAACCAUCGAGAAGUUAGAAUUUAAUGAUUCCAAUCCAGAACCAAGAAGGCUAGCAAAUGCCUGAGUGACUUAUGAGGAACUUUUCCAUCGGCGGGAUAGAUUCUUCCUUUUUGUGUUGCUUUCUGGAAAUCCAGUCGUUUGGGAGAAUGUGUUGAAUUUCCAUUUUAUGAAGUGAAUGGUGAUUGGGUGAUUGCCUGGCCGGGAAUUAGUCUCGUCAACCGGAUGCAUGUGAGACAGUGCUGCGAGUAUUGGCAGUCAUAUUUCGCUUGAAUGUGCAUUAGUGGGGAGAAUUAAUGAAUUCUUCAUAUACCAAUAUUUUUGGCUUACAAUGAAAUCGUUCACCAUGCUUCCUCCUUGAGGGGGCUGCUGGUUGAACAUUUCAUCAUCCUGACACCGAUUGGAUGAUGUAUGAUAAGGGCACCCUGCCUCUUCAUCAGGCUAAAACGGUUCUGCAGUGGCCAAACAGUUUCUUGGGCUAUGCUGUGCCUCUGGGACAAAAGCCAGGGCUGAUUAGAAUGACGACUUAAGUUUCCAGUUGCCAAGCAGUCAACCAUGUGAAGGUAAAGGUUGGACGCCAGAACAUGGUCUUUUCUGGGGGUGAACUAUAUUCCUAUAAAGCGUGCAAGGGAACCUCAGCUUUGGGGACCAGUGGUGUAAUGGGAGUAUUCCAUGGAUUUUUGGAGCCCAAGUUGGGACCUUUGACCUGGAGAAGGAACUCGGCACAAUAAUGUUCCAAUGUAGGCAAUGUGCCAACCUCUACAAGAUAUUUGGGCAAGUACAUGGAUUGGAAAGGUUUAGAGCAGGGGAUCCAAACUUCGGGUCCAUGGUUCAUUUGCUUAAUGAAAAAGGUUGGGAACCCCCAGUUUAGAGGGAGGUGGGCAAAACACAGGUGUGGGAUUAUUUAGUUAGGCAUUGAGGCCAUUAUGGACCAGUUGGCAUGACUCUCCAGGUAUUGCUCCGAGAAACUGGGCCUCUCCUGCUCUGACAGAGGCCCUAUAAACACCUUGACCUUGAAACUCUUAGGCACUUGGCUAAACUCUGCAAUAAAGGUACACCUUCACUUUCAUUAUCGCUUACUUAUUCAUGUGAUGGUGAUCUUUUUAAUUGUUUUUUUGCACUGUGUAUAAAGGCAAGCUUGUUCGCGCACACACAAUAAAAAAGUUACUUGCCCCGUUCGUUGUUUAAAGUCGAGCAUUCUAAAUGCUGCAGUUUUUUUGUUUUCUUCCCUCUCCUAUUUUCUUCUCUCUGUUGAACGGAAAUUAGCGGAUAGAAUUCUUUUGUUUCCAUAAAAUUAUUGUGAUAUUAUAUAUUUAGCAGCCUUUAUAUCUAAAUAAAACUACAAGAUUUUUACCUAGA
Hypanus sabinus (Atlantic stingray) is the source of this 6734-nucleotide messenger RNA. It is a transcript of the gene mpped2a, whose product is annotated as metallophosphoesterase domain containing 2a. Gene Ontology annotation, molecular function: hydrolase activity. Bases 558 to 1466 code for a protein of 302 amino acids. The record is from RefSeq and is a predicted model, not a curated record. NCBI's taxonomy places the organism in Eukaryota, Metazoa, Chordata, Chondrichthyes, Myliobatiformes, Dasyatidae. The transcript is spliced from 7 exons.